This is a messenger RNA of Salvelinus sp. IW2-2015, 723 nucleotides long. The record is from RefSeq and is a predicted model, not a curated record. Lineage: Eukaryota; Metazoa; Chordata; Actinopteri; Salmoniformes; Salmonidae.
ACACACACACACACACACACACACCACUGCUGUAAACGCACAUAACCCUAUCUUCACUGCUUCUUCGAUACGUCACAAGAUAAAUAAAGUCCAAUUGCACCUCCCAAACUCCAAGACAUUUUGAAGAAUGGUACCGUUAAGCUUGACUGGAGCUUCAAGUUCUCCCCGAUGCUGGGCGUCGUCAAGGUACAUUUUCUCACAUCUCUAGAUUGUUCAUGGCGUAUGAGUUACAUCAUGUCUAUGGCUGUCUCUAUGAGCGGGAUACAAGGCAGACAAAACUGGAGUGGAAGUUCAUAUCAGUGCAAUUCCAGUCUGUGGGGGAAUUGGUUCUGUCAAACUGAAAUGUGUGUGUGUGUGUGUGUGUGUGUGCAUCUUCUCUAGAGGAUGGACUACCUGCACCGCAGCCCCCUGGUCACCUGUUGUCAUUUAACUGUCUUAAAGGUGACCGACCAUGGCCUCAGUCUCCUCAGAAGACCCCCCAACCAGGACGAGGAGGGCUGGUCCAAUGAACACUGGACAUCCUUGCUGUGGAGGGCCCCGGAACUGCCGAGGGACAGCAUGCCCUCCUCUGGCACCCAGAAGGGGGAUGUCUACAGUUUUGGCAUUAUCGUUCAGGAGGUGGUGUACCGCAGCGGCCCUUUCCACAUCCCCAACAACACCCUCAAGGAAAAAGACAUAGUGGGAAGGGGUCAAGGCCGGGGUGGGUGUGGGGGGCGGAAGUAG